AUGGACUCCCGGUCCCUAAACACAAAAUCCUCGACCGAGACCUUCAUCUCGCUCAUGCAGCUCGACCCGGCGCCCAUAGAAACAGACAAAGACCUUCCGCCGCUGCCAGAGGAGGCUGCCGACGCAGACUCGACUUCAGCUGCUUCAAUAGCCAAUACUUCUGCGUCAGGAAGCACAGGGUCGUCACUCGGCCUGAGCGGGAGUGGCCAUGGCGCCAUCUACUAUUUGGCCCGUAUCCAACGCUACUCGUCUUAUGCCUUUUCGAUAUUCACGACGGUCCACCUCGCCACCACAUCCAUCGUCCCCCUCCUAACUCGCUCCGUAUCCUCGUCCGAAUCCUACCUUCUCCUCUCGCGCGAGAUAUACCAGACGCGGAUCUCUGAGCCCCUUCUCGUUGCCGCCCCAUUGGCCGCUCACAUCCUGUCGGGCCUGGCGUUGCGCCUGGUGCGCCGCUCGCAGAAUCUUCAGCGCUACGGCGGCGCCACACCCGGCGUCAUGGUGCCGGCCAAGAGCCGCGGCAGGGGCCGGGAGCCGAGCGCGUGGCCCCAGCUCACAUACACGGCGGCGGCGGGCUAUGGCGCUACGGCGGCGGUCCUGGCUCACGCCUUUGUCAACCGCGGCCUGCCACUGCUGGUCGAGGGUGACAGCGCCGACAUCGGGCUGGCGUAUGUGGCGCACGGCUUCGCGAGGCACCCGGCCAUCGCCUGGGCUGCCUACACGUCCUUGAUCACGGUGACGGUCGGCCACGUGGUGUGGGGCUGGGCGCGCUGGCUGGGGCUUGCGCAGGGUGCAGCGUGGGAUAGCAGCGCAGCCCUCGUCGGGCGGGAAGUGAGGAAGCGAAGGAGACGGUCCUGGUUGUUGAUUAACGGCGGUGCCCUCGUCGGGGUGCUCGUCUGGGCGGCUGGUGGAUUGGGGGUUGUGGCGCGUGGUGGGAAGAGCCGUGGUUGGGUCGGUGAUUUGUAUGACGGCAUGUUUCAGAAGGUUUGGCUGUGA
Pyricularia pennisetigena is the source of this 993-nucleotide messenger RNA. RefSeq lists its product as uncharacterized. The coding region runs from base 1 to 993 and encodes 330 amino acids. NCBI's taxonomy places the organism in Eukaryota, Fungi, Ascomycota, Sordariomycetes, Magnaporthales, Pyriculariaceae. Gene Ontology annotation, cellular component: mitochondrial outer membrane. Gene Ontology annotation, biological process: mitochondrion organization; lipid homeostasis. The record is from RefSeq and is a predicted model, not a curated record. The transcript has 2 exons.